AUGAAAUAUACUUUUGCUACUAAUCAUUCAAAUAAUACGCUAUUUACGAAUACAUUUUCUAAACAGAAAUUUCCAUCAAGAAAAACCAUCAACAAUCAAAGUCAAGUCUACGUAUUCGGUCAUCGUAAUCCUGAUACAGAUGCUAUUACUAGUGCAUUGGUCUAUGCAGACUUUCUUCGUCGUAAGAAAAUCAAUGCUAAAGCUUAUCGACUUGGUGAUCUUAAUAAUGAGACGAAAUUUGUACUUAAAAGAGCUGGUAUGAAACCACCUGAUAUGUUACCAAGUUAUUUAGCUGCUGGAACUGCAGUUGCUUUAGUAGAUCAUAAUGAAAGUCAACAAUCAAUGGAAAAUUUAAAAAUGAUGCGUGUAACAUAUGUAGUUGAUCAUCAUAGAUUGGGCGAUUUAACAACAUUAGAACCUAUUUAUCUACGUUUCGAACCAGUUGGAUGUACAGCAACAAUUUUGACAAAAUUGUAUCGUGAAAAUAAAUUUCGUAUCAAUCAGAAUAUAGCAUUACUUCUUGUCAGUGCUAUUCUCAGUGAUACACUUCAUUUUCGAUCUCCGACAACAACGGAUGAUGAUCGGCUAAUGGUAACUUAUCUUUUGCCUAUCGCUAAAAUUGAUAAUGUUGAAUCGUAUGCUAAUCAAAUGUUUGCUGCCAAAAGUGAUUUGAAUAGUUAUACGAUGCGAGAAAUACUUUUUCUCGAUUAUAAAACUUUUAUAUUUAAAAAUCAACUAUGGGGUGUAGGCGUAGUAGAAACAUUUUAUCCAAAUAAUACACUUACACGUAAAGAUGAAUUAUUUGAAGCAAUGAUUGAUGAAAAGAAAAGAAGUAAUUUAACUGGUAUUCUCUUUUCGGUAAUCGAUAUUGUGAAUCUACGAAAUUAUAUGAUAAUUCUCGGCGAAAUAGAAAAAUUUAUUAUUCAAAAAGCAUUUAAUGUCAAUGUUCAAGAUAGAAUUGCCGAUUUAGGCUCAAGAAUCAGUCGAAAAAAAGAUAUUGUUCCUUCACUUGAACGCUAUUUUAAGAACAGUAAUUAA
Molecule: messenger RNA, 1038 nt
Organism: Adineta steineri
Lineage: Eukaryota; Metazoa; Rotifera; Eurotatoria; Adinetida; Adinetidae
Source: the annotation of a GenBank genome assembly